ACAAACGCACCUCGACUCGACCCUCCACUCGAAAUGCUCCUUGAGGGCGGCUUUUCAUUUCACAAAUCGCCCUCCACUCGAAACGCGCCUUGAGUGAAGGAAAGCUCGAGCGUUUUACUCGAGAAUCUCAAGGUAGCCCCGCAGCUACCUUGAAUCGCUCCUUCACUCGAGUGUUAUGGCGGACCACGCUUCGUUUGUGGAAUACAUUCUCCGCGUCGACGAGCUAUUUGGUGGCGUCAUGGACGACAAUGACAUUGCAGACGUACCGCGACAGCGGCUGAGGGACCGUCUGAAUCCCAUGGAACACUUUAACAACAGCGAAUUUCUCGCACGCUAUCGGUUCACGAAGUGUACUGUGAAGAAGCUGCUGGACUACCUUCCACUUGAAGAGAACGCCAGCAACCGUGGUCACCCUCUUCCACCAAUGCUCCAACUUCUUAUCGCUCUACGAUUUUAUGGAGCCGGCACAUUCCAAGUUGUGACGGGUGAUCUAGUGAACGUGUCGCAACCGACGGUGAGCCGCGUCAUCGAACGUGUGUCACGGCUAAUUGCUACGCACGUGUUCCCGAUCGUCGUGAAGUUUCCGAGCACCGAUAACGAGUUCCGUGCGACGAUGGUGGAAUUCUACCGUAUUGCCAAGUUUCCCGAGUUGACCGGGUGCAUAGACUGCACCCACAUCCGCAUCAAGUCGCCGGGUGGGCCGAAUGGUGAAGUUUACCGCAAUCGGAAGGGUUACUUCUCCAUUAAUGUACAGGUCAUUGCAGGGCCGAAGCUGCAAUUUUUCGACGUUGUCUCUAGCUGGCCAGGAUCCGUGCACGACAGUCGAAUCUUCGACAACAGUCGUGCACGCGUUCUUUACGAGACCAAACGAGUGCCUGGGCUCCUACUUGGCGAUGCUGGCUACGCAUGCAUGCCUUUCCUCAUGACCCCAAUGGCUGACUCCGGACGACCGAAUAGCCCCGAGAGCCGGUAUCAAGCAGCUCAGAUCCGCACCCGGAAUACUGUGGAGAGGGCUUUCGGUGUGUGGAAGCGUCGCUUCCCAUGUUUAGACAUGGGGCUUCAACACUUGGCGGAGCGUUCUGCAGUCGUUACGACAGCCUGUGCUGCCCUGCAUAACCUGGCAGUCCUGAGGCAGGACCCAGAACCUCCAGCUGUGGUGAUCCCACAACACUUGAGGCGGCAGCAGCCUGAUGUGGCGAGUCAAACAGACACACUACAUGGAUCGCAAUGCCGAAUGCGGCUUAUCGCUCGAGCAUUUCACUAAGGCAUCAUAAAAGCAAAUGUCCAUCUUGUUCCACCUGGAUCGCAAAUAAAUUAGUACAGCUUGCAAACUCCGAUUAUGUGCAAGUAAGAGAAGCAGGAACGCCAUCAAAGUUCGAGCACAAUAACUGCUCUAGAUGCUCCUUUAGUAUUUCCGUGAUAUGUAUAUUUUUGUGCUAGUUCAUGUUUUGUGUAUAUCAUUGCUUAUCUGCACCAGUAGCUGCGACCAUUUACCGCAGCUGUAGCUGGGUCAUACUUCUUGCACAUUAGAGCAUAGACGUGUGUGAAAAAUACAAUAAAAUAU
Messenger RNA from Dermacentor silvarum, 1564 nucleotides. RefSeq names its product putative nuclease HARBI1. The transcript has 3 exons. The record is from RefSeq and is a predicted model, not a curated record. Lineage: Eukaryota; Metazoa; Arthropoda; Arachnida; Ixodida; Ixodidae. Bases 176 to 1264 code for a protein of 362 amino acids.